AUGAGCAAAAAUAACGACGCCAAGAAGACUCCUAUCCUCACCCAUCUCGUCGCCGGUGGCUCUGCCGGUUUCAUGGAAGCCUGCACCUGCCAUCCUCUUGAUACCAUCAAAGUCAGAAUGCAGCUCGCAAAGAAUGCUCAGAAGAGCGCUUCUGGCAAGAAACUCGGUUUCUUUGGUGUGGGUGUCAGAAUCGUGAAGAACGAAUCCUUCUUGGCUCUGUACAAGGGUCUUGGUGCCGUCAUUGCUGGUAUCGUCCCCAAGAUGGCCAUUCGCUUCAGUUCGUUCGAACUGUACAAGGGUAUGAUGGUCGAUGAAAAUGGCAAGAACUCGCGUACGAGUGUCUUCUUUGCUGGUCUUGCUGCCGGUACCACCGAAGCUGUCAUGGUUGUCUCGCCCAUGGAUUUGAUCAAGAUCAGACUUCAGGCUCAACGCAACUCCAUGGCUGAUCCUAUGGACAUCCCCAAGUACCGUAACGCUCCUCAUGCCGCUUAUGUCAUUAUUAAGGAGGAAGGUUUCCGUGCCAUGUACAAGGGCGUUGCUUUGACUGCUUUAAGACAAGCCACCAACCAGGCUGCCAACUUCACUGCCUAUCAGGAGUUGAAGAAGUGGGGCAAGCACUACCAGAACAUUGAUGGCGAACUUCCCGCAUACCAAACGUUGGUCAUUGGUGGUAUCUCUGGUGCCAUGGGUCCUUUGUCGAACGCUCCUAUUGAUACCAUCAAGACUCGUAUCCAGAAGUCGCACAUCUCGGGCGGAACGGCUUGGAGCCGCUUCGUUACUGUUACGACCGAAAUCUACAAGAAGGAAGGUGUUCGCGCGUUCUACAAGGGCUUGACUCCUCGUGUCUUGCGUGUUGCCCCUGGUCAGUCGGUCACCUUCGUCGUGUACGAACGAGUCAAGUCAUGGUUGGAAAUCGUCCAGGGCAAGGUCCAGGAGGGUGAAUUGACCAUCAAGGCUCCUCAAAAAUAA
Molecule: messenger RNA, 969 nt
Organism: Zychaea mexicana
Lineage: Eukaryota; Fungi; Mucoromycota; Mucoromycetes; Mucorales; Lichtheimiaceae
Product: mitochondrial carrier domain-containing protein
Exons: 5
Coding region: 1-969 (322 amino acids)
Biological process (GO): succinate transport; fumarate transport; transmembrane transport
Source: RefSeq, a predicted model, not a curated record